Molecule: messenger RNA, 2507 nt
Organism: Python bivittatus (Burmese python)
Lineage: Eukaryota; Metazoa; Chordata; Lepidosauria; Squamata; Pythonidae
Source: RefSeq, a predicted model, not a curated record
GGCUGGCCUACCAGGGAAAUGGAGCCUGGGCGUCAAAUGGCUUGGUGUAUGGGAGUGAGCAGAGACGAGGAGGCCGCUCCACCCCCAGUUCCUUAUGGGUCCUGCUGCGGCUCUUUGCUUUUCUACGUAGCAUCUUCGUUUGGGAAAAGCCAGAAGUGGAAUAACGACAGGGAACUGCCAAACGGAAAGACGUUUCCCCUUCUCCGUUUGGGAGGGCAGCGCUCAGUCACUGACAUCCCAGCGAGCAAUGAAGGACAUACAGUAUAGCUUUUGAUAUAGCGUGGCAUUAAACAGGAAUGAUGGCAGCUUUGGAUAAAAUAAAAGCGAAAAAGACUCUGGGAACUGUUGAUUAUGUGGAGUCAUCUGAGUUUGCACAAGGAAUUCUGCCUACGAAGAAGGAUGUCAUUCAAAACAUGUUGUAUUUGUUGCAUCCCAAAAGAGCUGGCCAGGCACAACGAUCCAAAGAAGAUGCUGCCCAGUUGCUUGCUGAACUUUUGCAGGAACAUUGGUUGUUUUGCAAUCUAUAUACCAUAGCAACACAGAGCAUAAAGAAGCAUAUUUUAAAAGUGUAUGAAGAAUUCUCAAAAUUAUACCAAUCCAGAAAGCGAAGAAAAAAUGAGCUGUUUACCCAGAAAGCAGAUGACUUCAACAAAAGUUCAGAACAACUUUUUGAUAUAUUUUGUACAGAUACUGUUACACGAGAGAAAUUGGAGCAGUAUAGUGGUGUGAAGAUGACAGAUACUGAAUGGAAAUUCCUUGAAGAUCAGAGGAAUGAAAGAAAAAUGUACUUUGAGGACUUCAUGGACAAGAAACAAAUGGAAACAAUAGAAAGACGAAGAAAGGUUGAGUCAUUAGAGCAUUUCAGGAAGAUUGCAGAAGAAGAGAAGGAAGCUUGUAAGCAUGAAGAAAUAACUUCAAAUAGGGAUGAACAGCCAGUUGAAGAUGUUAAGAAUAAAGAUGACUCCUGUCUUGAACACAACAAAGGAAUUGGAGGUUUUUCAGAUAAAGCAAAAAGAAAGCGUCUGUCUUCUUGCUGGGUUACUGGGACAGCAACUUCAACCACUUACAAUGAGUCAGUUCCCUCCGAAAGUCACCAUCUACGUAUGAAUAUCAGAAAAGUCAGACCAGGAUUCUAUGAGACUUUUGACAAAUAUAAGAACUGCUAGCUCGGUAUCUGAACUCUCUGGAGAAGAGAGUUACAGACUUACAGGAGAUCUUAAAGUACCCAGAUUAUUUGGGAGUUGGUGUAGAUAAUUAUGUUGGGCUCCAUUAUUGUACAACAGCAACACCAAACCAUUGGUAACAAUAGUCCAUGGAAAAGGAUAAGAUGCCAGUCAUUUAGGUUUAUAGCAAUAUAUUCACAAGGAGAAAGUAUUCGUUAUGAAAAAGCUAUAACAUUAGCAAAGGAGGUCAGAAGAUCCAGUGCUUAUAAGCUUAAAAAAAACAAGCAGAUGUGAAUAGGUUACAUUCUAUGAGAAUAAUGUAAUCACUUCAAUGAACUGGUUAGGAAGAUGAUGCUUUCUCCAUUAUGUACAGCAUUCAAAUCAGACUGGGCAUACUAAAAACCUUUUGCUGAAAAUGUAGUAUGGAGGUCUGAGAAAGAAAAAAUGAUGAGCAAAUUAAAUAAUGUGUUCCCCAUUCCAGCUCUGCAUCUCUGGAGACUGGAAGACCAUAUCCAAUUCAUUAACAUAAGUAGCUAAAGAAAUGGCAACUGAAAGGAGCAUAAUCCAUGUUCUUUGUGUAACAUUGGAAUAUUGAGGAUCACAAUAAACUGCAAACUCAAACCAUGACAACUGAAACAGUGUCCCUUAAGGAAAACCAGUAAUUGGUCCCUGUGAUUCAGAAAGUGCUGUUGUUUUCUAGGGGUAAAAAAACCAGUAAUACCUGGCUGGCCCUAAGAGAUGUAGUAUAUAUAACUUGCAGUUAAUACACUGAGAUUCAAAUGGUUUUGAAUCUCAGGUCUAGGUAUUUGUAGACAAAGAAAUGGGUUUGCUUACUUAACCUAAUAGAUAGUUGCUAAGAGACCCCUAUACUCUGGCAAACUAGUUCUAGUAGAUAACUGGAUAACUUUUUGGGAGAAAAGAGGAAUUUAAAACAAUGGCUUAAGAUAUCAGUGUGCUGGUGACAAUUCUUAGCAAUUAAAUAUCUUGGUGGUAAUAAAUUAUGUGGAAAAGUAGAAUCUAUAGUUGAAAGUAAGAUGUGAAGAUGUGUAAUACACAAUAUGAUAAAAUUAGGUGAACUUGCCUAAAGAUUUAACAAAAAAAGUCUCAUAGACUGAUAAUUUUAAAUGAGUGCACUGUGAUGUUUGCAACAACAGAAAUACCUAGCUACUUAGUCAUGCCAACUGAAUUGUAAAUAAGUUGUUGAAUCUUUAAAGAUUUAAAAUUUUUAAAUAGUUUUAAAUCUUUAACUUGUAAUUCUGCAUAAAGUAGCUAGAUACAUAUUUUUAUUUCAUUUCACAUCUAAAAGUUUUUUUUCCUAUAUUCUUAGCAUUGUACUAGAUAACC